Messenger RNA from Lotus japonicus, 1742 nucleotides. RefSeq names its product F-box/kelch-repeat protein At3g06240-like. The coding region runs from base 114 to 1364 and encodes 416 amino acids. The record is from RefSeq and is a predicted model, not a curated record. NCBI's taxonomy places the organism in Eukaryota, Viridiplantae, Streptophyta, Magnoliopsida, Fabales, Fabaceae. Gene Ontology annotation, molecular function: protein binding. The transcript is spliced from 2 exons.
CCUUAUCAUUUAUCAACAUUUAUUAAGGACAGGGCAAUUCUGGUUGAGAAGAUAUUCAGCUCUCUGGUAUAAAUCAAAACCAAAAAGCUCUCUCUACCCCAGUAUACUGCAAGAUGAACAAGCAGCGUCCAAGAGGUAGCAAUCUCCCUGAGGAUUUGAUUCCACAGAUUCUGCUGAGGCUACCAGUUCGAUCUCUGCUCCGUUUCAAAACCGUCUGCAAAUCGUGGCUAUCUCUGAUUUCCGAUCCCCAAUUCGGUAAAUCCCAUUUUGACCUAGCUGCUUCACCCUCCCACCGAUAUCAGGUUAGAACGAUUGAUGAUUCUGUUAUUAGUUUCCAAGAUAUAGAUGAAUCAUUUCACGAUGCGUCUGCUGUUGUAAAACUCAAAUGUCCACUUCCAUUUUCCCCCGACCAAAAUAUUGCUGGUACGUAUCCUGAUGAUGACAUUUUCAACGAUCCAGAAUGUUUGUGUUCUUGCAGAGGAUUUAUACUUUUAAUCUAUGAUUUGGGUAAUAACAUUAUAUGGAAUCCAGCAACUGGUGUUCAUACACGAAUUCCAGGAAAAGAUAACCUUAAUCAGGUCACUUUUGAUUAUCUAACUGGUUUUGGCUAUGACAAGUUAACUGAUGACUACUUGUUAGUUCUUAUAUCGCCGAUGGAUUGGGACCCCUUUUUUCCUGAUGAAGUUGAAGAUUUUCGUGAAUCGGAUUAUUACAUUGAGUGUUUUUCCUUGAGAACAAAUUCAUGGUCUCGCGUCGCGGGUGUUAAUGUUCGAUAUGCGGAUAUUGAUUAUGAUUCAAGAAUUGGGUCCCUCUUGAAUGAGGCUCUGCAUUGGUUGGUUAUCUCUUUUGAUACCAAGCUUCAAGUGAUUAUUGCCUUUGAUUUGGUCGAGAGGAGUUUAUCAGAGAUUCCUAUAUCACAUGAUUUAGCCACGACAUUAAACCAUAGACAAUAUUAUUUGAGGGUCAUGGGAGAAUAUCUCAGUCUAUGUUACCCGGGUAAUAUGAAUUCAAUGGCUGAGAUAUGGAUGAUGAAAAACUAUAAAGUGCAGUCAUCUUGGAGUAAGGUGUUUGCUUUUUCUACUUGUAAUAUUCCCCGCAAUGUCUUUUUUCCAAUAUGUAUGACCACAUAUGGUGAAAUUUUUGGAUCAAAUGCCUCUGGAAGAUUCAUGAUACUUAAUGACAAAGGAUGGCUAGUUGAUAUGUACACAAGUUGUCCCACACCUUGUAUAGAUCCAUAUAUUCAAGCAGAUUGUGGUGUGUAUAGAGAGAGUUUACUAUCACUCCCUAAUGACUUUGAGAAAGCAAGUGAAGAUGACCAGCUGACGAGUGCCGCAGAGGAAGCAAGUGAAGAUGACCAAGAGUAACUGACAAUAAGAAUUAGUCAGGCCAUGCAGGGUGCAAGAGUGCUCUAAAAUGUUAUGCUUGAUGUCUUGGCUUCCCUUCAAAUGACGAUAUUGCAAGAAGAGAUUAUAGCAUUUGGAGGAGAAUUUUAUUUAUAUGAUGUUAAAUCAUCUUGCUUCAGUAGUGUUUAGUAGUUAGUGGUGAUUUGAGAAAGUUUGGUCAAGGCAGGCUUUUGAACUUAAUUAUAUUUCAUAGUAUGAGUUAGGGAAUUCUGGCUGGAGUUAAUACCUUUUUAGCAUCUUAAUCUAUUUUACUCUUAAACUUGUUAUUGUAGUUGCAGUUUGUUUCUUUUAUGGUCGUUGACAUGGUUUUCAUGUUGCAAUGAUUCCUGACUUUUCUAA